CUGAAGGUGCUGAAACCAACGAAACUCACGAACCAGCUGGCUGUGAGCUCGCUGCUUCAGCCACGGCGGCAUUUAACCUUUUGCUGCCGUUGACGCUACACAUUACGCGCGUAAGCCGGGAAGCAUGCCGUCUACGCACGCUGCGUGGCCACACCGGUCGCAUCUUCUUCGGAGAACGACGUGUUGAUAUGCGUCUUCGGACACCGAGGGCCAGCAACGUUUUAACACCGUCGCACGAAGGAAGCAACCAUCAUGGCCAUGAACAGGGCCAUGAGCAUGGGCAAGCUGAUCGGCUGCGUGCUGGUCAUGUGGUUGCUGGUCGUUCUCAUGAUCAGCGGCCCCUUAUUCCACAGCGGUGAAGCGGACGAGCAAGUGCUGGCAAGGCUAACCCGUGCCGUGGGUGAGCUCGAAACGCUCAAGCAACAGAACGAAGAGCUGCGCUCCCUGCUCAACGCCAUCAAAGAGCCCAGCAGGAAAGAGGAGGCAAAGGUGCCGAAGGAGCCAAUCAUCCAGCAGACAGGAUGUGGCGAGCCCAGCCAGGAGUACGAGGUGCGACGGCGCAGGGUGGCCGAUGGUGUCCAGGAGUUUUGGUUCUAUGCGCGUGCGCAACUCAAGAAGUUGCUGCCCAAACUGAAACAGGAAGACAAAGCCACAGUGCAGCGCAUCAUCGAUGAUUUGGCAGAGCAUCGCCGCGCCAUCCAGCUGGACCUGGAGGAGAUGCGGCGGGCGGACGGCCACGAUGCGUGGCGUCAGGCCGAGUCGCGUGCCCUGACAGACCUGGUGCGCUCCCGCCUGUCACAGCUGCAGCAUCCGGCCGACUGCGGCCAGGCGCCCAAGCUGGUGUGCAGCCUGAACAAGGGCUGUGGGUAUGGCUGCCAGGUGCACCACGCCACCUACUGCCUAAUAACGGCGUACGCCACGCGUCGCACCCUGGUGCUCCACUCCAAGGGCUGGCGCUACUCGUCCGCUGGAUGGGAGAGCGUCUUCCUGCCGGUCAGCAACAGCUGCACUGAGGCCCCUUCGGGUGUGCCGUGGUCGGCGGACGUGGCCAAUGCACCCGUCGUCGAGCUGCCCAUCAUCGACAGUGUGCAGCCACGGCCAGCUUUCCUCCCCCUCGCCGUGCCCGAGGACCUCUCGGCGAGAAUCACACGGCUCCACGGCCAACCCGGGCUGUGGUGGGUGUCGCAGGUGCUGGGAUAUCUGCUGCGGCCACAGCCCAGCCUGCAGGGCUUCUUCGACAAGGCUGCGCGCGACAUGCACUUCCAGGGGCCUGUCGUGGGCGUGCACGUGCGCCGCACCGACAAGGUGGGCACUGAAGCUGACUUCCAUGGCAUCGAGGAGUAUAUGGAGCACGUGGCCGACUACUUCGAGCGGCUCGCCCUCAAGGGAGGAGCCGUGCCCCGCCGCCGCGUCUACCUGGCCACGGACGACCCCAAGCUGUUAGGGGAGGCGCGCAGCAAGUACCCCGACUACCAGUUCUAUGGGGAUAGCCGCAUCGCCAACACGGCAGCCUUGGGCCAGCGUUACAGCUCCGAGUCCCUACGGGGUGUCCUGCUAGACAUCCAUAUGCUAUCCCGCUGCGACUACCUGGUCUGCACCUUCUCGUCUCAGGUUUGCCGUUUGGCCUACGAGAUCCUGCAGCUGUCGCACGUGGACGCCGCGGACCGCUUCCACUCCCUGGACGACAUCUACUACUUCGGGGGCCAGAAGCCCCACAACCAGAUCGCCAUCCACAACCAUACUGCCCGCUCGUCCGAGGAGAUCGAUGUGCGUGUGGGCGAUACUUUGGGCAUUGCGGGCAACCACUGGGACGGCUACAGCAAGGGUAUCAAUAGGCGGACGGGUCGCUCUGGACUCUACCCGGCGUUCAAGGCCGUGGAAAAAGUCGACUCCGUCCCCUUUCCUGUGCAGUGACACUGCUCUUCCUUUUUUUUUACCUGCUUUUAUGAAUCUUCUCUCUUCUGUGUGUUGUUGGAGACUGUUUUUAACCCUCGCUGUGUCGCACACUCCCGAUGUGGCAUUGGCGAAAUAGGGCCAGCAACGGGACUUCCGGGAAUGUGGGCGGCCCUUCUUACUUCUUUAGGUUCUUGGCAAAUAUUUUGUGC
Rhipicephalus sanguineus (brown dog tick) is the source of this 2105-nucleotide messenger RNA. RefSeq names its product alpha-(1,6)-fucosyltransferase-like. NCBI's taxonomy places the organism in Eukaryota, Metazoa, Arthropoda, Arachnida, Ixodida, Ixodidae. Gene Ontology annotation, molecular function: alpha-(1->6)-fucosyltransferase activity; protein binding. Gene Ontology annotation, biological process: protein N-linked glycosylation. The record is from RefSeq and is a predicted model, not a curated record.